Molecule: messenger RNA, 369 nt
Organism: Telopea speciosissima
Lineage: Eukaryota; Viridiplantae; Streptophyta; Magnoliopsida; Proteales; Proteaceae
Product: glutathione S-transferase U1-like
Exons: 1
Coding region: 25-354 (109 amino acids)
Biological process (GO): glutathione metabolic process
Cellular component (GO): cytoplasm
Molecular function (GO): glutathione transferase activity
Source: RefSeq, a predicted model, not a curated record
AAUAGACUAGCAGUAAUAGCUAUAAUGGCUGAGGAAGUAAAGGUGAUGGGCAUGUGGAUAAGCCCUUUCAGUCGCAGAGUAGAGUUAGCUCUAAAACUGAAGGGUGUCUCUUAUGAAUACAUCGAAGAAGAUCUAGCUAACAAGAGUCCUUUGCUUCUCAAAUAUAACCCAAUUCAUAAGAAGAUCCCUGUUCUCCUACACAACGAAAAGAUCAUCGUCGAAUCCACUGUCAUACUCGAAUACAUCGAUGAGACAUGGGAAGGGUAUAGCUUACUGCCUGAAGAUCCUUACCAGAGAGCCAUGGAUCGUUUCUGGGUUAAGUUCAUCGAUGAGAAGGUAAGGAAAUAUAUUUAAACUUAUCUUUUUCUG